Branchiostoma floridae (Florida lancelet) is the source of this 726-nucleotide messenger RNA. RefSeq names its product beta-1,4-galactosyltransferase 4-like. Gene Ontology annotation, biological process: carbohydrate metabolic process. NCBI's taxonomy places the organism in Eukaryota, Metazoa, Chordata, Leptocardii, Amphioxiformes, Branchiostomatidae. Gene Ontology annotation, molecular function: glycosyltransferase activity. The record is from RefSeq and is a predicted model, not a curated record.
AUGCCACGAGAAGCUUUGUGGGGGUUUCUUUGUGGGCUGGUCCUUGCAUAUCUCUUUAUCGCUCUUUUAUCACUGUAUGUAGUUUGGAAAAGGCUAGCGCUUCGGGAGAAAACGUCUAAGGAGCGAGAGAGGGUGGCGAUAUCAAUCUUGUACCGAUACAGAGAGGAACAUCUUGAGACAUUUCUCCGGCACAUGCAUCCAUUUCUUAAGCGUCAGCAAGUCGAUUAUUCCAUUUUCGUCAUUGAGCAGCAAGGUGAGCCCAAGUUCUGCAGAGGGCUGCUCUUCAACAUCGGGUUUUUUGAAGUGAUGAAAGACGACACCUACGAUUGAUUCAUCUUCCAUGAUGUAGACUUGAUUCCAGAAGACGACAGAAUCAAAUACUCGUGUAGCGGCUCUCCGAGGCACUUAUCCGUAGGUGUGGUCAAGUUCGGCUACAGGAUUUUCAUAUUAUACUACGGACACCUCAUCCACGUGUGUGUUGGGGUCACAGCGUUCUCGACUUCACAUUUCAAACUCGUGAACGGGUUUUCCAACUUGUUCCGGGGAUGGGGCGCGGAGGAUGACGAUAUGUUUCUGCGACUCAAGGCCUUGGAUAUCUCUCGCCAGGAUGGGAGAGUUGCCAGGUAUAGAUCGUUACCUCACGAGCAGGCCGAGAAAAAUGAGUCAAACUACCUGCUUCUGGAGGAUUCACAGACGAGAUAUCUACAGGAUGGGCUGAACAGUUAA